This is a messenger RNA of Sclerotinia sclerotiorum 1980 UF-70, 348 nucleotides long. RefSeq lists its product as hypothetical. The coding region runs from base 1 to 348 and encodes 115 amino acids. The transcript has 3 exons. The record is from RefSeq and is a predicted model, not a curated record. NCBI's taxonomy places the organism in Eukaryota, Fungi, Ascomycota, Leotiomycetes, Helotiales, Sclerotiniaceae.
AUGAAGGUAUCAGGAAACCAAACUAAGAUUCAUUACAAGGGUACCAAGACCGAUGAGGACUUCAUUGUCUUUGUAGACUCAGAGGAAGAUCUUAAGAAGUGGAAGGGAGAUAAGAGUACUCCUCUUGCACAAGUCGUUGGGCUUUUCAAGGUCUUCGUCACACACAAGCAUGGAGCUCAAGGAAGUCUCGAUGAAGCUUCAGUAUCUCAAUUAGAGAAUGAGUUUGGAACUAAGGUCGACGACGAGGUUAUCAAGGUUAUACUUGAGAAGGGCGAUGCGCAACACGGGCCUGCGAUGGAAAAGACUGGUCCCAAGAACGAUAGCAUGGGGCCCAUGGCUGCUCACUAG